Messenger RNA from Gadus morhua (Atlantic cod), 3872 nucleotides. RefSeq names its product collagen, type IX, alpha 1b (gene col9a1b). NCBI's taxonomy places the organism in Eukaryota, Metazoa, Chordata, Actinopteri, Gadiformes, Gadidae. The transcript has 38 exons. Gene Ontology annotation, biological process: extracellular matrix organization. Bases 102 to 2876 code for a protein of 924 amino acids. The record is from RefSeq and is a predicted model, not a curated record. Gene Ontology annotation, molecular function: extracellular matrix structural constituent conferring tensile strength.
GUCGAAGGAGCUACUUCUACACACCACAGGUCUUGCACCCAGAGGUGGUUCGAGUGGAAUCUACAGAGAGGGGCCGGUUUUCCUGUCCAUCGAGCUAUGAAAUGUAUGGAUUCAAAAGGAAAAACCUCUUGUACUUCUUGUUUUGCUGCUCUGUUGUCCCACAAUGUGGCUGUACAGAACUCCAUUCUCAGACGGUGACAAUGACAUCCGAGCUUGGUGUUCAACUCCAGAGAUCGGUCUGCCCCCUGGUACAAGUGGGAGACGACCGUUUUCCAGGGUUUUACAUCAUGUUUCAGUUCCAGAUUGCUGAACUGGCGAGGAGAGGAACUGUGAUGAGUGUUGUGGGCUCUGCCCCGGGUCUUGUCGCUUAUCAAAUAGGGCCAGCUUUCAACUUCAGGAUCAACACAAGAUCAGCAUAUCCCUUAGGACUGCCAGAAGAGUUCGCGUUCGUAGCCGUUCUGCGCAUGAGCGGCAGCACUGUGUCCAAGAGAUGGAAUAUCUGGCAAAUGCAAGAUGUGAAUGGAGGCGAACAAAUGGCGAUCGGACUUAACGGAGAAUCCCAGUCCCUUGAAUUCUCUUUCAUUACACUUGACCAUGAAAGAAGGACUGUCGUUUUCAGUUCUCUGUCAUUUUUGUUCAAUUCUCAAUGGCACAAGGUUCUCCUGAGAGUUAACAAACAGUCUGUAAGUCUGUUCCUGGAUUGUGUUUUAAUUGAUAUUCAAGAAAUACCAGUUCGAGAGAAGGUCAGCUUGGAUGGCUUCACGUUGAUAGGAAAACUAAAGGAAAAUCCAGUGCUGGCUGUCCCGUUUGAACUGCAAUCGAUGCUGAUUCACUGCGACUGGACCAGACCCAGCCUAGAAACCUGCAAGGACCUGGCAGGCACAACCUCGAUUGAGGAGACGGUGGUGCAGAGGGAAAAGGGAGCCGUUGGCCCCCCCGGGCCUGCUGGUGUACCAGGAAUUGAUGGCGUGGACGGGGCGAGAGGUCCAGACGGCGACGACGGACCCUCUGGAGCAGAUGGCGAUGCAGGUAAACCUGGCUCAGCGGGGCUACCGGGUGAACCUGGGGACGACGGUCUGACCGGGCCCAUCGGAGAUGCCGGCCUGGACGGUCUCACCGGACCCAAAGGGGAACCUGGCCGGGCAGGACCGCGUGGCUCUGCUGGUGUGGGACCAGACGGAGUUCCAGGGCCUCCGGGGCCUGGAGGACUUCUGGGUGAACUUGGGAGAGCGGGUCCACACGGAGACAUCGGUGUGAGGGGUCCUGGGGGACCUCGCGGAGCCGUCGGACCCCGGGGUGCCUCUGGCGCACUUGGAAGCACUGAGAUGUGCCCCAACGCCUGUCCGUCCGGUACCUCGGGACAUCCCGGGCUCCCUGGAAUGAAGGGCCACAAAGGAGUGAAGGGAGAUGGAGGAGAGCCUGGUAAACAAGGGCACAAGGGCGAGGAGGGAGAACAGGGAAGCCUGGGCGAGGUCGGGACCCAAGGCCCAACAGGCCCGCAGGGACACAGAGGAGCCACGGGUAUGAUGGGCCCCAAGGGAGACAGGGGCUUCCGGGGACACGAUGGAGAACCCGGUCCCCUGGGUGUUGCGGGUGCUAUGGGGGAUGGAGGCCAGAGGGGACCUUUGGGGGAGGUCGGGCCUAAAGGAGAGACGGGUGUACUAGGGCCGAGAGGAAUCACAGGUCUUCCAGGCCCGAAGGGAGAGGGUGGCCUACCGGGCGUGGAUGGGCGGGAGGGAAUUCCUGGAAUGCCGGGAGGAAAAGGAGGUGUUGGAAAGGCUGGAGUACCUGGGGAGGUUGGACUUCAGGGACUUCCUGGUUUACCUGGUGUACCCGGACCAAAGGGAUUAGGUGGACCAAAGGGAGACUCUGGCAAACAGGGCUUCCUAGGAACAAUGGGUUCCACGGGCAAAGCAGGAGAGCAAGGAGUGUCAGGAGAAGUGGGACCAGUUGGGCCAAUCGGAUCAUCCGGAGAAAUCGGGGAGCAUGGCCCCCUUGGACCGGCAGGAAAGCCAGGUGGAAGGGGACCUAAAGGCGACCUUGGGCUGUCCGGAAUACCUGGACCUCCAGGCCUGCCCGGAGUCAAGGGAGAGCGGGGAGAUUCUGGUGAGGCAGGACCGAAGGGCGAACAGGGUACACAAGGAGCAGAGGGAAACCCAGGAGACAAAGGCGAUGGCGGUGACGCCGGUGACUUGGGAGCCAAGGGAGACGUCGGUCGCCCCGGGGAGCCAGGCAACCGAGGGCCCGAGGGGAGCCGGGGCCAGCCUGGCGUCGAGGGCCCCGAGGGGAGCCCCGGGCCCCGGGGUGUGCAGGGGAACAGGGGCCUGCCCGGCGUCCGCGGCACACAGGGUCCAGCGGGGAAACAGCCCAGCGACACGCAUAUCCGGCAGGUUUGCAUGCGAGUCAUGCAAGAACAGCUGGCCCAGUUAGCUGCUAGCCUGAGGAGGCCGGAGUCUGGCAUGGCCGGCCUUCCGGGUAGACCAGGACCCCCCGGUGUUCAGGGGGCGCAGGGGGACAACGGCUUCCCUGGCCAGGCGGGCUCCAGAGGCCUGCCGGGCCUCAAAGGACCCCUCGGGAUGCUCGGAGCCAAGGGGCCCAAAGGGGAAUCGGGCGACCGAGGAAGCAGGGGCCCCACUCUGCGAGGGGCCAAAGGUCAACCGGGACCUCCAGGUCUACCCGGCGAGCCCGGGAAGCCCGGGUACGGGACGGACGGACGGGACGGGGAGAGGGGCCCCCCCGGGUCACACGGACAGCAGGGCGUUCCCGGGCCCCCUGGUUCCGCCGGCCACAACGGCUACUGCGACCCCUCCUCCUGCAACCUCCAGGCCGGACUCCAGGCGCUGGACUCAAACAUCAAGGGCCCCGGGGACAACUGAGAGAACACUCUGGGAGGAAACGCACACUCGGUCACAGAAGAGGAACGCAUCGACAAACCAAGACGACGACGACGACAACAACAACAAUAGCAACAACAGAGAGACUGAUCUCCGGAGCACACAGCACUCUCCCAGGGGAGUUCCUCCUCACCCCCAUUAACCAGUAGCUUCGUCACCAUGUCUUCUUUGUUUUGUUUUUGUGCUAGCCUUACCCCCGCCGAAAGGAUUGUCCCCUGCAGAGGGCCAAAGGUCAACAGUACCGCUCAGCUUGGCUACAGAAUACAACGGGUGCUUUUAAAAUGGGUUUCAUACAUGGGUGCUCCCGUUCUGGCCAGACACAUGUAACAUGUAAUGUGUUUGUGCGGUUUGGUUUUACUCCCAGUUCUGCGUCGUGUUCCAUUUGUCCUGUUCUAUUUAUGUGUUUUUUAAAAAUUGUUAUUCAUUUUUUUCCCACAAACAAGCUAUGCAAUACACAGUAAAUCAGAAAUAGAACUUUGUUCAUCACACGUGUGCCUUAUCCAAUAUUUUGUAUCAUGGACCAAAGAUAAAACCUGCUGAAGUCUUAAACAUGUUAAACAGUAGGUGAUGGAAAAAACGAUUUAAUUUGAACCCUGCAGGCUUCCAAAUAAAACUGGUGUAAUGGUGGUUUUCAUCAUGCCCCAGUGACUAACUAAUAAUUGUGAGCUGGAAAUCUUUUCAGUCGUGCUGGUUUAUUUUCUCUCACCUGCAUUUCAACGUAGUGAUAUAUUUCGUCUGAUUGUACAGAAGGGGAUGCAGCAGUGUUGAUGCAUUUAUGGUGACUUGCUUCAGUUUUAAGUAUUGUUUCAAUCCAGGACCUCCUUUGCAACAUUUUAAAGAUUAAUUUAUCAAUCUAUUAUCGAGAUGGAGGGAUACCUUGUAAAAAAAGACGAAAUGCAAAGCAAUAUUAAAGUGAGUUGUAAAUUGUGUUUUAUACUCAUGAAAUAAAGCCAAAAUGACAAGGCUUAUUGAAGUCAA